CAUUUAGCACGAUGGCGUCACGCGCUCGUGUGACGCCCUUGCGACCGACGGUGUGAAGCGCCUCAAUCCGUCCUAUGGCUCUCGCUAAAGUCCACCGGUGUUUAAAGUUAAAUCGCGCGCCCGACAAAUGAAUCAACUCCUCGUGCAAUAGGCUCGAUGACGCAAUCGCUCGAGGCGAUGGAGUGACGUCACACCCGCGGAGGCGAGCGAAGCGAGGUGGGGCCGAGGGGAGGGGAUUGUGAGGGGUUGUAGGGGUGGGGGGGCGACAGUGAGCGAAGCCCCGCCCCAUCCUCCCCGCCCCCCACCGCCGCCGCUCGCGCCAGGCCGCGCAUGGGGCUCACGCGCGCCUCCCAUUGGCGGAGGCUGCUCGAGCGGUUCCGUGGCGCGAGCGCCUCGUCCAAUGGAGUGCGGGCGAGGCCAGGCCCCCGCUCGACGUCACUCGCGCGCCGCCCGUGUCACGAUCAGCUGCUGCUGCUGCCACUGCUCAAAGCGGAGGCGCGACCGGCCAGUUUCAGAUUUUGGAGCAGCAUUUGCGACCCAUACCCAGCAACCAUGAGCAAUGACAAGAAGCAGCAGGCCAAGGCGGACACCCAGGCAUUUGACCAGCUCUUUGGCCAGCUUGCAGCUGAUCUCACCCAGGCUGACCUCGAGCACCCUGAGAUUGGUGAUGCUAUCAAGAGGCUCAAGGAGGUUUUGGAGUACAACGUGCCGGGAGGGAAGCGUAACCGUGGGCUCUCUGUGAUCGCCUCAUUCCGUGAGCUGGCCAGUACGUCACAGCACACGGAGGAGAAUGUCACGCGAGCACUGGUCGUUGGCUGGUGCGUCGAGCUGCUCCAGGCAUUUUUCUUGGUUGCCGAUGACUUGAUGGAUCAGUCGACGACAAGAAGAGGACAGCUCUGCUGGUACAAGAAGGAGAACGUAGGCAAUGAUGCUGUCAACGAUUCCUUUCUUCUGGAGGCCACCAUUUACAGGUUGCUGAAAAAAUAUUGCCGAGGACAGCCCUACUACCUCCACCUUGUGGAGCUCUUUCUGCAGACAACUUACCAGACUGAGCUGGGGCAAGCGCUGGAUCUCAUGUCGGCACAGCCAAACAAAAUUGACCUGAGCAUAUUCACAGAACAGCGAUACAAAUCCAUCGUGAAAUAUAAGACGGCAUUUUAUUCAUUCUAUUUGCCUGUGGCUGCUGCCAUGUACAUUGCUGGCAUUGAGAGUGAAGAGGCCCAUGAAAAUGCUAAAGCAAUUCUGCUGGAGAUGGGGGAGUUCUUUCAAAUCCAGGACGAUUAUCUGGAUUGCUUUGGAGAUCCAGAGGUGACGGGAAAGAUCGGUACCGAUAUUGAAGAUAAUAAGUGUGGCUGGCUGGUGGUGCAAGCUCUUAAAAAGGCCAGCCCUGAGCAGAGGAUUAUCCUGGAGGAGAACUACGGGCGUCACGACGCAGAACAGACGGCGCGCGUCAAGGACGUGUACACGGCGCUGGAGCUUGAGCGGGUUUACCACGAGUACGAGGACCGCAGCUACCGCACGCUCACGGCGCUCAUCAAGCAACACGCUGGCAGCCUGCCCGAAGAAGUCUUUUUGGCCUUCGCUCGCAAAAUCUACAAGCGCCAAAAGUGAUAGCGUCCACCUUUUUUUUUUAGGUUGGAUUUUGUUUUGUUGAGACGCACACUGGCCUGCGAUGUUUGGCCACGGACGUAGGAUAGGGUUUCUGCUUACGAAAUCUGUUAGGAGGAAAAUGGAAUGCAAGGUCUGUGUUUGAAGGCGCACACCAACGGAACAAUGUUUACUGAACUCUUAACCCUGCAUUCUAUUGAUGCAGUGAUCUGAUUGGUGUCAGUCUACCAGAAUGAGAUAUUGAGUAUGGUGAUUCUGUCGAUUGGAACAUGGUUGGUCAUACCACAUUUAACGUGUUUUUCAUCUCCAUGGCUUCGGAUUAAGAGUAUACCAUCGAUGAUGAUUCGUCAGAUGUGCAUUUGUCCAGAAGAGAUACUUUAAACUACAUUUCAGGGUGAUUUUUGGGCCUGCAUGCUUUAUGGUAACAAAAAUCAAACCCAUGCUCCAGCUUGGAUGCCCACACAGCCUUUCAAUUGAAAUCGAUCAAGUGAUCUGUCCUGGGUUUGUAAAUUUCCCCAGAGAAGCACAAUCUUAACAGAUGAUUGGUGGAGUGCUUGCUCUGUCAUGUGUUUCACUUUUCCAUAUUUGGCAAACAUGGGGGGGGGGGGGUACAUCUCUUUAUCACUUACACACUCAGCUGUGGCAGCAUCUGUGUCAACCCAACCACUGGUGAGUGGGUACCUUGAUCAACAACAACAAAAAACUCCUCAUGAAAGCUACUUGCACUGUUAUGUGCAAUGUGCUAAUGGCAUGGAAACAUUAACUCUAUUUGGUGACUGUAGAUAAUUGGUAACCCAAUGAACAUUUAACUUUGGACCAAUGCGGGGCCAACGUUGGUCCUACGGUUCCAUCCACAUGCCAGAGUUGAUCCAUCGUAUGUUUACUGGGAACCACUUGACCAGAAACCAUUUGAAAUUAUUAAAUAUGCAUUGUGUCAGGAGUUGUAAGUGUCCUUGCUCUGGCCAUCAGGCUCAUUAUUUUCAAUUGAAUACUGUUUGAUUAACCAUAUGCUCUAUUGGUUAUACCUGAUGUGAGUUCAUGAUGAAACACUAUCCAAUGUUUCUCCACUUUGUGUUCUUUACAUUGAACUUUGAAAAUGAGUUAAUAAAGGCAGUGAUUUUUUUCUGAUUUUUUUA
This is a messenger RNA of Petromyzon marinus (sea lamprey), 2744 nucleotides long. RefSeq names its product farnesyl diphosphate synthase (gene FDPS). The record is from RefSeq and is a predicted model, not a curated record. Gene Ontology annotation, molecular function: (2E,6E)-farnesyl diphosphate synthase activity; dimethylallyltranstransferase activity. Gene Ontology annotation, biological process: trans, trans-farnesyl diphosphate biosynthetic process. Lineage: Eukaryota; Metazoa; Chordata; Hyperoartia; Petromyzontiformes; Petromyzontidae. Gene Ontology annotation, cellular component: cytoplasm.